Messenger RNA from Colossoma macropomum (tambaqui), 972 nucleotides. RefSeq names its product CMRF35-like molecule 1. The coding region runs from base 115 to 972 and encodes 285 amino acids. NCBI's taxonomy places the organism in Eukaryota, Metazoa, Chordata, Actinopteri, Characiformes, Serrasalmidae. The record is from RefSeq and is a predicted model, not a curated record. The transcript is spliced from 10 exons.
AGAUGGGUGGGGCUCUGUCACUUCAGGAAGUCUUAAAGCUCUCAUGAUAAACUUAAGCGUCAUGUACAUUGUUUGCUUUGUCAGGUAUAAACUGACCUGUUAGAUAUUUGAAUCAUGACCAUCAUCUGGAUCAUCAUCUUCAUUCUGACGCCUGCUGGAAUCAGUGCUGUAACUACUGUAACUGGACACAGAGGACAGUCAGUUCAGAUUAAAUGUUCCUACAAGUCUGGAUAUGAAACCAACAUAAAGUAUCUCUGCAGAGGAGAAUGUUCUGCUAUAUGGGGAACUAAAGACAUUCCUGUUCGGUCUGGAUCUGCUGAAGAUCAGAGAUUCUCUCUGGAUGACCACACAGCAGCCAGAGUCUUCACCAUCACCAUCACUGAUCUGAGACCAGAGGAUGAAGGAACAUACUGGUGUGGGAUACAGAGGACUAAAGCACUUCCUGAUCUUUACACAGAGAUUCUAUUACUGGUUAAACCUGAUACGCCUACUACUGUCUCUCACUCCACAUAUUCUCCUCCAUCAGUGCAGACACAAUCCACACAUCUCUCCAGUUUUCCAUCCACAGAUCUUCCAAAGAAUGUCUCAGUGUCCAUCAUUUCCUCUGGACACAUACUGGAUCUGGACACAGUUACAGUCCUCUACAGAGUGGAUCUUACUACUGCAAGGCUCAGAAUCAACAUGGAGCUCAGAGAUCAGAUCUGGAGGAAGAGGCAAAGCAGAAAUAUGGAUGACCCAGACUAUGAGAGCACAGUCCUCAGACCCCAGCCUCCUGAUGAUGACUCUUGCGGUGUUGAGGACUAUGAGAAUGUAACAAAAGCAGGUCUCAGAGCCCCGCCUCCUGAUGACGACUCAUCCAGUGCUCAAGACUACGAGAACAUUACAGACAUAGGCCUCAAUGCUCCGCCUCCUGAUGACAACUCAUUCAGUACUGAUGACUAUGAGAAUAUAACAGUCACUGGUAAGAAUUAA